AUGGCGGACGAGGCGGCGGCGUCGUAUUCCGCACCCGACGCGACGACGUCGACUGUAGGGGGCGCCACAGCUGAGCUGGAAUUCUCGACGUCGGAAUCUUACAUGUUGACUGCGCCGUCGUCGGACGUUCCCGUCUCGGGCGACGCCGGCGCCACCUUGCGGCUGGAUGAGGAGGUUGCGCGUGGCUCGGAGGCGGGGGAGCGGAGAGCGGAUACGAAGCGGCGUUCAGAUCGUCGCCGCAGGCCGCCGAAGUCACGUGGCUGCCACCAGGUGGCACGCAAAGCAGCGUCGCGGCGGCCGGCAGAUGGCGCCACCGGCACAUCGACGCCACGCGUCGUCAUCAGUAAGACGCCGAACGCUGCUGACGCGGACAGCGGCGCCACCUGCGGGGAGCAGUUUGGCACGGCGGCGCGGCAGCCGGGUGGGCGAGCGAGUCGCGACACUGCGGCGGCGCCCCCUACGCUCGGGUUUGCGUGCGGCACCUGCGAGAAGGUGUUUGGGGACGCGGCGGGGCUGCGGCGGCACGGCUACGUUCACGAGUCGAGCGGCCUCACGUGCGCUACCUGCGGCAAGACGCUGAAGAACGAGUUGACGCUGCGCAAGCACGCGCGCACGCACGCCGCCGCGCGCCACGUCUGUGCCACCUGCGGCAAGGCGUUCCGCAGCCCUGCGUCUCUGCGCGCGCACGCCACCCGCCACCUUCCCGAGGGAUCACCGCACAAGUGCGUCGUGUGCGGGCGUGACUGCCGCACGAGCGACUACCUGCGCGCGCACUUACGUGAUGCGCACGGCCCGCCGGCGAAGCGGCACCAGUGCGUGACGUGCGGCAAGUUCUACAAGUACGGCAAGACGCUGGAGGUUCACGCGGCGACGCAGCACGGCGUGGGAGCCGGCGUCGACGCGAUGCCAGCGUGCGACGUGUGCGGCAAGCGAUUCGCGCACCGCUCCGUGCUCGCCGUGCACGCGGCGAAGCAUGACGAGCGGCGUCCCCACGCCUGCGCCGAGUGCGCCGCCGCGUUCAAGACGGCGGUGGCGCUGGCGUCGCACGCGCGCGUCGUGCACAGCGCGGCGCGUGACCACGCGUGCCGGGAGUGUGGCAAGGCGUUCAAGACGCGCACGUACCUGUCCGCGCACGUCGCGAGCGUUCACGCGGGCGGCGUCGCCGACGCGUGGCGUUGCCGACGCUGCCCGAAGGCGUUCAAGUGCAAGAGGAGUCUCGCGGCGCAUGAGGUGAGGCAUGGCGACGCGCCGAGACACUACUGCGCGUACUGCGCGCGCGGGUUCAUGUCCUGUCGGCGCACCUGA
Molecule: messenger RNA, 1305 nt
Organism: Priapulus caudatus
Lineage: Eukaryota; Metazoa; Priapulida; Priapulimorpha; Priapulimorphida; Priapulidae
Product: zinc finger protein 771-like
Exons: 1
Coding region: 1-1305 (434 amino acids)
Biological process (GO): regulation of transcription by RNA polymerase II
Cellular component (GO): nucleus
Molecular function (GO): DNA-binding transcription factor activity, RNA polymerase II-specific; RNA polymerase II transcription regulatory region sequence-specific DNA binding
Source: RefSeq, a predicted model, not a curated record